CGCACAGUAGUGGCUGCACAUUGAAUGAAAGUCAGCACAGCAGCCUGCUCAGUACAGACUCAGAGGAAUAUUUUCACGCUGUCACCAUUUUUUACGUUUUUAUAAUAGGCAUUUUGUACGGCAGCAUUAUAUUAAGUGUACUUAUAAAGCGUGAUCAAAAAACACUGACGAUAUUUGUGGGGUAAGGACCAGGCUGUGUGUGUGGACAUGAAGUGGGACACUGCUCGACUGGUCGCUGGGCUCCUUGCUGCAGUGCUGUUGCUUUUGGCAGAGCAGUGCUGGGCAGACGGUGGUGGCCCCAGUCUCGCCGAACGGGUGAUUUGGGCGGUAAACUCUGGUGGUGAGGCCCAUUUGGACGUGCAUGGCAUCCAUUUCAAGAAGGACCCAUUAGAAGGAAAGGUUGGUAAAGCAUCUGAUUAUGGGGUGCGUCUGCCGAUCCUCCGGUCGAGUCCAGAAGACCAGAUUUUGUAUCAAACAGAACGCUACAAUGAGGACACAUUUGGAUAUGAGGUCCCCAUUCGAGAUGAAGGAGACUAUAUAUUAGUUCUGAAGUUUGCAGAGGUUUACUUUGCACAGUCACAACAAAAGGUUUUUGAUGUCCGUGUAAAUGGGCACAUAGUUGUAAAAGACCUGGAUAUCUUUGAUCGAGUAGGCCACAGCACUGCGCAUGACGAAAUAGUUCCCUUUUCUAUACGACGAGGAAAGCUCAGUGUCAAAGGAGAGGUAUCCACUUUCAAUGGCAAGCUCAAUGUGGAGUUUGUCAAGGGAUAUUAUGACAACCCAAAAGUCUGUGCUCUCUAUGUUAUGAAAGGGACACUGGAUGAUGUACCAAAACUUCAGCCUCACCCAGGUCUGGAGAAGCCUGAGGAGGAGGAUGAAGAGGAGGAGGAAACAGAGGGAGGAGAGGAAGGAGGAAAGAAGAAGGUUCCCCCAGGCUCUAAGACCAGGGUCCAGUCCGGACCUCGAACACCAAACCCGUAUGCAGCUGACAAUAGCAGCCUAAUGUUUCCAAUUCUGGUGGCUUUUGGGGUUUUCAUCCCCACAUUGUUCUGCCUAUGUCGGCUGUAAGAGACUUGAAAACAGACUAUAACAGAAGGGAGCAGGGGGCAAAGAUUGCAACACAGGUAAAGCAUACACACAGGACAAGACAGCAGAACAUGGGAGGACAAUAUCUUAUUUGGAAAGCCACUGCAAGAUGAUUCAGUCUCUGCUAUCAAAGGUGAAUAGUGGAGAGUGUUGGCCACGCUUCUUGUGAUUGUGUUUUGCAUCCACCUAUGCUGACCCUUUCUGAACAAUCUUAGUCAUUUUUUCACUCUUGACUUGGCAGGGUUUACUCCUGCCCUGUCAUUUUCUGCAGCUCGUGGGUGCUCAGGAGUGACUUAUCUGGGCCUAGACAAAAGCAUUGGGUUUUUGUUUUUUGUUUAUUUUUUGGACUGAGUGUAGCGAGAAACUGCACUUGGAUCAACACUCCUGCUCAACAUCUGGUUGACACAGAAAAAAAAAUUUGGAUUGACAAAAGCGCUGCUAAGAAAAGAUAGGAAACUAAGCAGUAAGUGAACAUACGGUUUGAGUUCUAAGGGGCUUUCUGUUUGUUGAAUCUGUCUUUUUGAAUUAAUUUGCCAUGACAUCUUAAAAAGGUAAACCAUACUGCAGUUAAACCAGCCCUUUACCUGACAGCCUUAUGUGUCAGAUGUCAUCUUGCCUUUAUCUUUGCAUUUUUUGUGUCUUGCUUGUUUAAAUGUAUUUUAAUGUAGUAAUUUGUUUCACCAAAUACUGAUUUAGGGCUGUUACUCCUACAGCCUUGAUUUGUUUUCCCCUUUGAAAGACACUGAUGAAUGCAUUUAGUGAGAGGCAAAGUUAAUGUGCCAUUAGGCCUUUUGGUCACAGCUCCUCUUUCAUUAAUUGCUUGUGUUUUUUUGUUUUUUUUCUUGAUUCUCUUUUCUUUUGCCUGCCUUUUUAUUAACAAAAUGUCUAUAUCACAAUUGUUUACUUUUACAAAUGCUUGAUUUAAAAAAAAAAGUAUAUUCCUAUUAUGCGUUUUUAAAAACGUUUAAGUCAGUGAACUGAAAUUUAAACUCCCAUAUUUCACUGACAAGGAAAAACUUCUUGACCUCUUAGCCAAACAUUAUGUAACUUUGUGGAAGAAAUACAGUAUAUAAAGUAGUUAGAACUAUCCCUUAUUUUUAAAAAAAAGUCUUGACGUGCCAUGAUUUGAGCCAUAUUAUGUCUAUUUAUACUUAAUGUUCAAAUGAUUUAUAAAAUAGGUGCUAAUUGUUCCUACACUGGCCCCACUUUCAAAAAGCACAAUCUCAAGAAAAACGUUUACUGAGGGGAGACUUCAGUUAUCAUUUGUCCCCUUAAUUUUAAUUUCCAGUGUAAAUGUAAGUGCAUUUGUUAGUGUGCUCUGCAAAAGUCUUAGUCAGGUUUUUAGAAACCUAGGCUAUGAAUUAUGACUUGUUCAAAUAUAUCCUCUGCUAAGGCACUGAUCUCCCAGUGGAAAAGAUAACUGUAUAAAGACCUAUGUUUAAAGCGUUUUCUUUAGUGGUAAAUUUAAUCAAAUGUUUGUAUGAAAGGAGAGAAUCUACUAAAACUAUAAUUUCUUAGUGAGUGCUUAGUGAAAGCAUAGACCUCAAGGUUAUACAAAACAUUACUGGGUAAAACUUUUGCAAAGCCUGAUAGAAUAUAAACCUAUGUUGAAACCAUUUGCCUAUUUUGCUUGGUGUAAGUGCUGCCUUUGGACAAUGAUAUUAUUAUUUUAGGAAUAAAGUAUCUUUAUUCUCAUUAUUUCCAGAGCUGUGUUGUGGACCCUCCUAUUUAUGUCUCUAAUUUCCUUCUCCUAAUGCCUUGUUCUGGUCCAAGGACGCUGUUGUAACUUUGCCUGUUGCACUAAUGCUUCUUAAAUGUCCCCUAAGACUCCCUCCUGCCUUUUGAGUAUUGCUGUAUCCCAAAUGCAGUACCUGAGAAAUGGCUAUGGACCUCUCCUUUACUACCUUGUGCAAAAAGAUGGUGCCAGAAAGUAUGUAUAUUAGGAUUAGUUUUAAAUUCAGCACCAAAGUCACUAUGUUUUGUCCGUUUAAACGAUGCUACACAGCUGCGUGUGUAUAUAAGGUACAUGCUCACACCGAUACUGUGUGACAAAGAUGGCGAUCACUUUUAUUUUGUAGUUUUGGGUAAUUAUACUUAUUCUUGUGAGGCCUUUAUUUUGAAAAGGAACGGUUGUUGGUAUAGGUUGGUAUAAAAAUGAAUAGGUUGCAAUAAAAUGAACUGUUAAAGAAAAUUUUAAUUAGAUUAAUUCUGAAUAUAUGGGAUCUUCCAUUCUAUAAAGGUAUAUAAUUUAAAUGAAUGGGGCUGGUCUGGAGAUAUUUUAUGAUCCACUUGAUUUGUAUGUUUGAGUUUUCUGCCUCAGGAUCUUGUUUUGUUUGAUUUUUAAAAACUUGAUAUUUUAUUGGUGUGUUUUUUGCACUGCCUCAUGUUUUUUUUGAAAAAUUUUGUCAUUUUUGUGUUUCUAUGUUGCCUUGAAUUAUUGAAUACAUGGCUUUUCCAACACUCGGCUUGAGGUCACUCUUCUCUUGGAUUGCAUCAAAAAUUUUCUUAUUCCUUCCUCCACAGUAAAAGUCCAAGGAUAGACUUUAAUUGCUGAGGCUCCCCUUGCUUCAGUGUAACUGCAGUCUUCCCCUUUUGGAUUGUAAAAAAGAAACAAUCCUCUGAUCAAACCUCUCAAGGUGUGGACAACUCUAGACUGAAUAACUUGUCUCAAAUUGUUUAGAAAAAAAACCAAACUGUUUGCUUCACUUUUCUUCUUCGUUUUAGUUUUAGUGUAACACAUUUUCAGCACCACAAAUCCCCCUUUUGGAGUAUAAUCCACACCACACAUUUUUGUUGAUAUGAAAAGUUCUUUGGUUACCAUCUUUUUUUUUUCUAUUAUUUUGAAGGAGCUUGAGUAGUACAGAUACAGUACAUGACUAGAAUUUUUAAAUCAUGGAGUUUGCUAACCAAACAUAAUGGCCUAUACCAUCACAGUGUUGCAGUUCAUUUGAGCAUUAUAUGAAAAUAAUAAGGAUAUGUAUAAAAUGUGUUCUUGAGGGCUACACCUGCAGCAAGAAAACAGAGACAUGUAUUCAACACUGAACUUUCUCAGAUGUGACAUAUCUGCAAAAUGGCAAAUUCUGAUAAAUGCUGUCUCUUUUUAAUAAAUGUGCUAUUUUAUCAGAA
Boleophthalmus pectinirostris (great blue-spotted mudskipper) is the source of this 4212-nucleotide messenger RNA. It is a transcript of the gene mlec, whose product is annotated as malectin. Bases 208 to 1068 code for a protein of 286 amino acids. Gene Ontology annotation, cellular component: membrane. Gene Ontology annotation, molecular function: carbohydrate binding. The record is from RefSeq and is a predicted model, not a curated record. The transcript is spliced from 6 exons. Lineage: Eukaryota; Metazoa; Chordata; Actinopteri; Gobiiformes; Gobiidae.